CGACAUCUACCGCACAAAAGCGGCUUUAAACAAGUCCCGGAAGAAUGUUAUCUGUUUAAAAUAACCGUCUUAAAGUAUAUUACAUUGUUAUAUAUGAUGGCGUCGAAAGCCCAUGUGAAUAAUACAGUGAAUGAACGUCGUUUACGACCAAUUUAUGAUUGGUUAGACAAUGGAAAUAAUAAAAAAGCAUUGCAAGAAGCUGAUAAAGUACUUCGAAAACAACCAGACAAUCAAUGUGCAAGAGUACUCAAAGCUUUAGCCCUCCUCCGAUUAGGUAAAGAAGAUCAAUGUCAAGUUAUUAUGGAUAAAGUCCGUUCUGAAGUGCCAUGUGAAGAUUCUACUCUUCAAGCAAUGAGUAUUUGUUACAAAGAAAUAAGUCAACCUGAUAAAAUAAGAGAAGUUUAUGAAGCCGCAGCCAAAGCUGAUCCUAAUAAUGAGGAACUCUUAACCCAUCUAUUUAUGUCUUACGUACGAUUAGGAGACUUUAAAAAGCAACAACAAACAGCUCUUGCUCUUUAUAAAUUAAAACCAAAAAAUCCAUAUUACUUUUGGGCCGUCAUGAGUGUCGUUAUGCAAGCCAUACGAGCUGAUGAUAAACUAGCCAAGGAUGUUAUACUACCUCUGGCAGAAAGAAUGGUAUUGAAAUUAGUAAAUGAAGGAAAACUUGAAGCUGAGCAAGAAGUUCAACUCUACAUUAUGAUUUUAGAACUUCAAGGGAAAGAUGAAGAAGUUUUGAAUGUUUUGUCCGGUCCUUUGGCUUUACGUCUUUCUGGUGUACCUCAACGAAAAGCUUCUCUUCUUUUAAAAUUGAAACGUCAUCAAGAAGCUACGAUAGCUUUUAAAGAACUUAUCCAUGAAGAUAAUGACAAUUGGUCAUAUUACUUAAGUUAUUUAACAGCUGCUUUAGAACAUCAACAACCUAGCGAAUGUCUUGAAUUUUUAGAUAGCGUGGCUGAAAAUUGCGGGAAAAAAGCACGAGCACCGCAUCUUGCACGUUUCGAAUUGUUAAAACGUAUAAGUUCUAGUGAAACUGUUUUGCGAAGCAUUAUGGAACCGGUAAAACUUAUGCGAAUGUAUUUUGAAAAAUUUGGAAAUAAAGGAUGUACAGUUGGUGAUCUAAGACUCUAUUUAGAUCUGUUAACAUCUGCGGAGCAGUUGAAAUUACUCGAAGGUAUUAAUGAAGAUAUUGGUGUAGAAGAAGAUGCUGCCCCAACAUCAACAGACCAACUUUUGAGACAUAUUCAUCUUGAACAAUUGCGUCGAAUUUGUGGAUUACAUCAUUCUCCACAUAUAAAUUAUGAGCAGCGUGAAAAAUUGGUAGAUCGGUUAAAUGAUCUCUAUGACAAAGGAGAUAAACUAUGUAGCAAUGAAGAUAGACUACCAACUGAUUUUGCGCCUUUUGAUUCUUAUGCUCUUUUGGCUGCUCAUCUUCUUUUACAGAUGUGGUUUGAAUCUAAUAAUGCAUCUCUUCUUUAUAGAGCAAUGGCAAUAUUGGAAUGUGCUUUAACAAAAAGUAUGGCAAAUUUCCAUUUAAAAAUAAUUUUAAUACGCGUUUAUUUAGAAGCUGGCUUAAUAGGUGCAGCAGAACAUAUAUUUUCUCUAUUAGAUGCCAAACAAAUCCAACUGGUUUCCCUCAGUUAUUUGUAUGUCCCUUUAUUAGCACCACUUGGACACUUAUCGAGCGCUUCGAAUGCUCUUGAUCAAGCCGUUAAAUUUUUUGUAGCCAAUUAUAAACAUAGUGCAGAUCGAUUAACAUUUGCUUAUAAGUAUGGUAGUUUUGCAAAAAUUCAAGAAUUUGUGGAUCUUAGAGAACGUCUUGAUAAUGCUUUACAUUUUGCUACAUCAACUGUCGACAAAAUGCUGUUAGAACUUAGUUGGUGUGAUAGUGCCAAAUCUCUUAGCAGAACUUUGGCAUCGAUGAGAGUGCAACCACACGAAGAUUCAAUUAGAUGGGAGUCACUACGUGAUAACCGAGAUCUUGAAGUUGUUGUUGGUUGGGAACCUUUAACUCAAUGUAAAGAUCCGAGAAGAUCUGAAGAUACACGGGCUUGUAUGCUUCAACUACUUGCAGCAAGAAAUCUCAUUUUAAGAAUUAUUGCUGCCACUACUGAACAAGACUCUUCAUCUUUAUUGGUAAAACUCGCUCAAGAAUUACAUAAUUUGCAUAACGAACAUGUGCCAAAGUGUCUUGAGAAAUUUGAAACAUCGGAUAAACGUGUGAGAGUUGAAAAUAUUUUGGUUCCAAUAGAUUCAGUGGAGCGUUUACGAGAAGCUCACUGUUCUCAACAACUGGUUGUUAUCGCAAGACUCGCUGAUUCAUUUUCACAAAUUUCAAGACCCGAUUUAGAUUGUAUUAAAAUGAUUCACACAGCUCCAUGUCUAGAUACUCUAGCAAUACCUAAUACAGAUGAACCAGUAUCUUAUAAAGAUUUUCUUCUUCGUGCAGCUACUUGUGGUGAAACUUUAGCAUUUAUUGGUAUCAUAUGUGCUGCUUAUUCAAGCCAAUCUCAUUCCCAAAGUACUAAUAGAAAGAGUAGAAAAAAAUCUAACAAGGACAUAUCGUUCUCUCCUAAUAAUAUUCAGGAUUGGACUACGAUGACUAAUUUACUCAUAGAGAAGACUGAGAGAUUAGAGAAUGUUUUAUCAGAAUUCGAAAAACGUCCAAUAAAUAUUGGCUUGGAUGUUAAAAUGAAAAAAUCAGCAGAAAUAGUUGCAGAACGUGUUCAAGAUAGUAUUCAUAGAAGCUGUUGGAUGCUUCGAUCACGACUUCAACUUACCACCAAGCUUCUAAAUAAUUUACGUAGCUGAAAUCUUGAAAAUAUCGAUAAAUUGUACAAAUGAUGAACAUUGAAUCAGCUUUAAAAAUAUUUGCUCUUUAUCAAA
Molecule: messenger RNA, 2883 nt
Organism: Chelonus insularis
Lineage: Eukaryota; Metazoa; Arthropoda; Insecta; Hymenoptera; Braconidae
Gene: psidin
Product: phagocyte signaling impaired
Exons: 9
Coding region: 94-2808 (904 amino acids)
Biological process (GO): N-terminal peptidyl-methionine acetylation
Cellular component (GO): NatB complex; cytoplasm
Molecular function (GO): protein binding
Source: RefSeq, a predicted model, not a curated record